Haliotis rubra (blacklip abalone) is the source of this 1380-nucleotide messenger RNA. RefSeq lists its product as uncharacterized. The transcript has 5 exons. The record is from RefSeq and is a predicted model, not a curated record. NCBI's taxonomy places the organism in Eukaryota, Metazoa, Mollusca, Gastropoda, Lepetellida, Haliotidae. The coding region runs from base 28 to 1107 and encodes 359 amino acids.
CUCGAAGCGAGACUGUCAGAAGAAACGAUGGACAGGUUAGGUGUGUGUGCGGUUCUCGCGAUAUACCUGCAACUUGUGUGGGGAGCUACAACACCGGUGGAUGAGUUUCUGUGCGGCAGCGACUAUUGUGUGGAGCAGGAUGGAGUUUACUGUGAUACCAAGUCGAAGAGCUGCAAGUGCCCCGCAGGAAUGAUUGGGAACGGCAGGGUCGAGUGUGUUGAUCCCACCAAGAAGUGCUUGUGUACCAUUCACGGAGACCCGCACAUCAUCAGUUUCGGCCAUGACUCUUUCACAUUUCCGCUUCCGUGUCAUCACGUGCUGGCUGAUUUUGUGACGCCCCAAACCCCAAGAACGCCGAACGGGUGUAAGGUGACCAUCGCUGGGAGAGCGACGUACCCGCCCAAAGGAAAGAAUACAAUCUACUCUUUUGAACGCCAGAUCGAGGUGGUCGUUUCAACUGCUACCAACGUGUUUGCUACUAUUCUCAACGAACAAGGCUUUGCAUGGAAAAAACUCCGACGGGUGGGGCCCAGGACGAGGAGGAGGUCAAGAAUUGGGCGUCUCACAGUCCAAACUGGACACGACUACAGCGACUUCUUCUUCCUCCACGUCAUGCCAUGCGACAUCACCGUCAAGUUCCGAGACUGGGAUGGGUAUUUCGCUUUGUCCAAACCUGUUGGUUCCAAAGGCACGGCAGGUGCUUGCGGCACUUGUGACACCGCUAUCAGCCCCGGGGACAAGGCCAAAAAGCUCCCAGACAAGACAGAGAUGGAACGCUAUCUUGAGGCACUCUCUAACGUCAGCCCAAUCGAUGGAUCCCCGGCCAAUCAAUACCCAUCCUGCGUCACUUUGACCGACCUCCAGAAUUCGUGUCCAGCUGAUAAGAAAACUGCUGCCGCGGAGGUGUGCAGCAUGCUGCUGCAAGAUUUAAAGACCAACGAAUGUCUUGUAAAGGGAGCUGGCACCAAUGGGGUGGAGGAUCGCUUCGUGUCAUGCUUCAAGAGUGUCUGUGAGGGAGCGGCGCCUUGCGGACUUAUCCCACAAGCGUUCGAGGGCUGUGCAGACACCCCUGUGGUCAAAGCAUACCAGGCUAGCAAAUGCAAGUGAUAUGAAUAAUAAUAAUGAUCUAUACAUCAUUGUCCAUUGCUUUAGACACAUUUAAGCGAAAUGAUGAUAUUUUAUGUUUUGUUUGGACUUGGAGGUUUAUGUCUCUGUGUUAUAACUUUAAAAUGGAUUCUCUUCUUUAAAAUGUAUUAAUGCACAGUGCAGUAAACUCAAACGGAAAUAUCAUUGACAGAGAAACUUGAUAUCUGCCAUGUUGCAAUAAUUGUUAUAUAUCCGUUGUUGUGUUUGAAGCAUUAUAAACAAUGACAGACAUGA